AAUGAACACCAAGAAAGGGCAGAUGCUGAUUUUGCUCGUUUUAACUGUGUUUAUUGUGAAUGAAAUUACAAUCCUGUCUGCUUACAAGGAAGUGUACAACGCUAAAGCAAACGUGGAUAAYCUUUACAAAACACUAAGCAGCAAAAUUUUAACACUSAAAAUGAGGUUGAAUCAAACGGAAGAAAAAAUCSAUAGGACAUCUCAAGAACUCUCAAUUCUGAAACAGAUGAGAAAUCUACUUCAAGAAAUCACAAAGCACAGUCCCUGUGAGCACGAAUAUCUUUUACUGGACUUUCGCCACAAGCAGUGUAUCAGCAUAGAAGCUGAAGAAGAGAUUCCUGAAGACUACACURUUACUCUUCAAGUUAACCACAGAGCAAUGGUGGAUGAGAAUCUCGUCGAAAAAGAUGGCCGCGAUCUUCGUGUCUUUUACCUUGAAAGUAAAGGCUCUUUGCCAGUCGAARUUGACCGACUUAUUGASAACKUAUACACCAACACCACCACCGUGCAGUUUCGAAUACAGAAGACAAUUUCAGCUGGGAYAGUUGAUUGUCAAUCAUACGCCCUAGUUUUUGGCGGGAAGUACAACGUAAAAGCCAAAGAYGAUUUAAACAACGUAUWUGCCUUGUACGARACUUUCAAAGGUCAAGACUUGAAUGACUGGAGCAAGGUAUGGGGUGAGUGGACGGUAAAGAAUGGAAUGCUAUUUGGAAAGACYGGUAUAUCAACGCAUGGUAGUGGUGAGGUCGGGAUUUACUUUAAUCGAGGAAAGAAUUGGCAUGACGUUGAAGUSGAGUUGGAUCUAAUGGAGACUGACACCAAUGUAGCAUUUCCUGGUCCAUUUCUAAGAAUCUCGGAACCAAAUCUAAAACACACAACAGCCUGGUGGUUUGAAUAUUACACUGACCAUCAAGAAUGCACUAUGAGACCCUUUCAAGAUAACAAAGACGGUGGAUGGAAAUACAAAUKCAAACUUCCCGAAAAAAUGGCUAAAAASAAAUGGUACCACUUCAAAUAUCGGGUUGAAGRGAACAAAAUAAAGCAGUGGGCAAACAGAAAACUGAUUCAGGACGCAAUUGUAGAUACGGAAUGGAUGAUUUCCAAAGGAACCGUCGGUCUAGGAUGCCAUACCAUCUACAAARAUAGUCCCACUGGAUGCAGAACGUAUUACGACAAUAUCAAAGUUAAGCUGUUGCUACAAAAAGAUCCGAAAGUGUCUCUGGRUAAAAUAUGCAACAUCGGACGAGCAGACAAGCACUUUGAACUUGGGGGCAAAGAAAACCCAGCUAAUUCCUGUAAAGAAAUAUAUCUAUCAAUCUCUGCGUCAAAAUUAAAGUCACCAUCUAGUGGAACAUAUUGGAUAAAGACAGAAGACARCGGAAACAAAAACUCCCAGCAAACGUUUUGUGAUAUGAAAAAAGGAGGAUGGACUCUCGUUGGUAAAAUUAGUGGACAGGCAGGAAACAUCUAWAACUCGUGGCUUGUUCGAAAUAUCAAUGUCGCUUCUCUCAGAUCCCCAAAACUGCCAACCUCGAGUGGUCAUUAUGGUUGCCUUGAUUCUCGACGUCUUGCUGUGAAGCAUUCCUUUGAGAUCAUGUUUUCCAGUGGAGAAAAUGCCUUGGGAGUUGGGUCGAAAUGGGUCCGCUGGCAGCUUCCAUCUGGUCGAGAUUACAGCACAUGGUGGAACCAUGCCACAGGGUAUAAUACGAUCAAAUCCUCCCCAACAAGUGCAGUUACAGUGACGGCUUGGAAUGGAAAUAAAGGGACAUGCUAUCAAAWCAAKUAUGGAAUAAUGCCAUUGCAACAGCACGGUGGGUCUUAUCCUUAUGCCUCUGUCAACAAUCAGGGUAAUACUAAGGUCAGUGACUAUUGCAUGGCCGUGGGAGUGCUGCUGAAAGGAUCUACUGCACAUGGAUGGUCCCAGAAUGCUAAUGGGUAUGAUUCUCCUCAGAACGAUUCUGAUUGGCCAAAUGGAUUGUACAACCAUCAAAAGCCAUACUUGCUUGUUUGGCUGAAGUAAGAAAGCAAUGCGAUCACGGAAACUGCACCAGAAGUCAGUUAAACUUUAAAGUAAAAAUCCCUUAUGCACAGGAACUGAUAGUAAUACUAAUCAAUUUAGUGCGCCAUUAAAAUCUUUUAGAAAAAAAAUGUUUAAAAUGUUUUAGAAUUUAUAAUUAGUUCAAUCAAAGAUCUAAAGGUUAAAUAAAAUAAUUUUAAGGGAAACUAACUUUACUGCGGCUGUUUUAUUUUUUUACGUUUUACGUAGACGUAUAAUGUUCUUACGCGCAAAAGUUGAUUUCGCAAAUUUUGCUGGUCACUUAUAGUACGUCUACAUAAUUUAACAAGCUUGUCCACAUCGUUUUCCUUUUGUGAAAUGUGAUAAAAUUCCUUGGAAUUUGCUGGCUGCAUGAUCACAUACUAUGUAAUAAUAAUAAUAAUAAUAAUACAUAAUAAGCUAAAGUAUGUGUGCAACAAAUUUGUACCAUACAAUAUUCAGAAAUGUAUCAUUUUUUAAAUAAA
This is a messenger RNA of Exaiptasia diaphana, 2520 nucleotides long. RefSeq lists its product as uncharacterized. The transcript is spliced from 3 exons. Gene Ontology annotation, molecular function: hydrolase activity. The coding region runs from base 2 to 2020 and encodes 672 amino acids. Lineage: Eukaryota; Metazoa; Cnidaria; Anthozoa; Actiniaria; Aiptasiidae. The record is from RefSeq and is a predicted model, not a curated record.